This is a messenger RNA of Colossoma macropomum (tambaqui), 3081 nucleotides long. Its product is annotated as cytochrome P450 2H1-like. Gene Ontology annotation, molecular function: iron ion binding; oxidoreductase activity, acting on paired donors, with incorporation or reduction of molecular oxygen, reduced flavin or flavoprotein as one donor, and incorporation of one atom of oxygen; heme binding. The transcript is spliced from 9 exons. The record is from RefSeq and is a predicted model, not a curated record. Gene Ontology annotation, biological process: xenobiotic metabolic process. NCBI's taxonomy places the organism in Eukaryota, Metazoa, Chordata, Actinopteri, Characiformes, Serrasalmidae. The coding region runs from base 60 to 1565 and encodes 501 amino acids. Gene Ontology annotation, cellular component: intracellular membrane-bounded organelle; cytoplasm.
CCCACUCCACUUCUGGUAUAAAGGUAUGAGCAACUGUGCUCUUCUGCACUUCGCUCAUUAUGGAGUCUGUGCUGAAAUAUCUGGACUGGACAUCAGUGGGCUUGGCCCUGCUGGGUGGUCUGCUCUCUCUGCUUCUCCUGGAGAUCUUCAGGUGGAAUUCCUCCAGGAGCCGAAGCCCCCCUGGACCCAAACCACUGCCCUUUGUGGGUAACCUGCCCCAGUUUUCAAAGGAUCGAAUGGCCUUCAUCAAAUCGUUGCCGAAAUAUGGUGAGAUGUGCUCCAUAUACCUGGGCAGGAAGCCAACGAUUAUACUGAACAACAUGCAGCUUGCAAAGGAAGCUUUUGUUGAGAAUGGGACCGUGUUUUCUGGGAGGCCUCUUCCACCUUUAAUAGAGUGGAUCACCAAAGGCUAUGGUAUUAUUGCAGCCAAUUAUGGUCACUCUUGGAGGCAGCAGCGCCGCUUUGCUCUGCACACGCUGCGUGACUUUGGUCUGGGAAGGAAAACUGUGGAGGAGCGCGUGGCUGAGGAGGCGCAUUACCUCAUCAAGGAGAUGCUCAAACAGGAAGGGAAGCCUUUUUAUCCCAUCCACCAAUUUAUGAAUGCCGUUUCCAACAUAAUCUGCUCCAUCAUCUUUGGAGACCGCUUUGAGUACAACGACAAGCGCUUUGCUAAGCUGCUAGAAAUUCUGAAUGAAAACUUUCAGCUUGGGGGAACACCUGUGGUGCAGAUCUUCAACUUGGUCCCGAUUAUAAAAUACUUUCCAGGGCCGCAACAGAAGAUAUGGAAUAAUUUCGAAGCUUUAAAAAUAUUUAUCCUUGAAAUUGUGGAGGAGCACAAGAAGACUCUGGAUGCAGACAACCCCCGUGACUUCACUGAUGCUUACCUGAUCCAGAUGACCAAGCAAGAGGCAAAGGAAGACUCUACAUUCCAUGUGGAGAACAUGAUGAAGUCAGUCCUCGACCUGUUCGUAGCUGGAACAGAAACUACAGCGACCACCCUCAGAUGGGGCCUCAUUUACAUGAUGGACCACCCUGACGUCCAAGAGCGCUGCCAUGAGGAGAUCGUUCGGGUACUGGGUUUUGACCGCUCUCCUUGCAUGGAAGACCGCCCACAGCUCCCGUACACUUACGCCACUGUUUAUGAGAUCCAGCGCUGUGCUAGCAUCACUCCUCUUGGCCUGAUUCACCAAACCACUGAACCAGCACAGCUAAGAGGAUACCACCUGCCCAAGGGAUCUACAAUCAUGGUCAACUUAAAGGCCAUCUUAACUGACAAACAGCACUGGAAGUAUCCAGACACGUUCAACCCAGAGAACUUUCUGGAUGAAAAAGGACAGUUCUGCAGAAAUGAUGCCUUUCUGCCAUUCUCUUUGGGUCCAAGGGUGUGUCUGGGUGAGUCUCUGGCAAAGAUGGAGCUCUUCAUCUUCUUCACCUCUCUGCUCCAACGCUUGAAGUUCUCAUGGCCUGCUGGAGCUUCACGCCCAAACAUGGAUGGCAUUGUGGGCGUGGUUCGUUCUCCAUUCCCCUUCAAUACCAUCUGCCGCAGCAGAGAGACCACUCACUGAAUCAAGUUUGCCCUUUACAUGUGAAUGGACAACAUCACCCAGGAGAAGUUCCCCUUCUUUAACACAUCUAAUCAAUCUCAAUAACAAAACAUUAUCAAGCUCUAUCUUUCUACGAGGACCAAUCAGGGGUAAAUGUACAACAUAUGAUAUUCCACCAAAACAAAGGACUUAUAUGGUUUAAAAGGAAUGUUGAGGGGAAAAAGGCCAGUUCUAUAAUAUUAUAUUGCAGCUCAAACGUCUGAGUUUAAAUUUUGAUUAAAAAAACAGAGAUGAGUUCUGACAAGACAAAUGGAAAAGAUAUAUUUAAGAUUCUGCAUAAGCCCCUUAUAGACAGUAGUUCACAGUUAAAGGUUGGGAAAAAUAUUUAAUGUGUAAAAUACAAUAAAGUGCUUCAUAAAAUGUUUAAUUGAUCAUAGUUUCUGCUCAAUAAAGUGAUUUACUACUUUCAUUACUACUAUCAUGACUACUAAAAAUAUUAGCCAGGUCAUUAGCAGAUAUUGAAUGACCAGAUUCUUGCAUCUAAGGCUUAAUAAAGGCAAAAUAAUGGAUGUCUAAAAUAAUGUGCACAAGCUUAAAAUGUAUAAUACAUGAAUAUAAAUGUUCUAAAAAGUGCUUCAUUCAAUCUAUUUACUGCUUAAUGAAGUAGCCGUAAGCAGACAGCUAAUUAGCAGCUACUCACUUGAUAAGGCUUAAAGACCCUUAUAAUGUCCUCCUACACUAAAGUGUUACUGAAACCACAGCUUUAAUGAGUGAAAUCCAAAGAUUAGAGCUGAAGUUUGAAAUUCAAAUGAAUGCAGUUAAUGACAGCAGCUUGGAUCAUGUCCCAAAACUAAAUCAUUUCUCACCUCCACAGGAUUUAAAAAAGAAAGACAUCUUUUCUUUUAUUUCACCCUGCCUGAGUUGUUUUGUUGUAUUUUGCAGUGUGUAGCAGUUUCAGCAUGCAUGUAGCAAUAUUGUGUAAUGACUCUUUUAUUGUGUAAUGACUCUUUAAUGACUGUGUAAUUCAGAGAAUAGAGUGACAAUCAGGGGGGAAAAUGUGUGUACGCAAAACAAGUUUUUGUUUAUCAUUUUUGUUUAUCACAGGGUGCAAUACUGGCGAUUUCCCAACACAGACCGGUUGGUCUCACUUUAUUGAAUGCUUAUAAUAACCGUGUUAUCAAUUAAUAAUACAUGCAACAACACUGUAACUGGUACUAAUGAAUUCACAAUUACAGAUGGAUUACAGUACUACAGCUUAUGUAAAUACACAUGCAUUUCAACUUCAGUUUCUACUCAUGUAAUUACACAAGUGUAUCUUCAUAACUGUAUCAGCACUUUUUUAUGUUAUUACACAUGUGUAAUAGGCUGAACUGCUUUUUUUACUGGCAUAUUACUACAGCGAGCUACAUGUUAUGCUAGUUGGCAUUUCCUGUGCAGAUACAAUGUAAGUCCUCUCACAAUGUAGGUAAGAAUCAGGCAACAAUGCUGUUACAAUCAGAAGAGUGUUGGUAAUAAAAUAGCCGUUCAUAUAAUGGAA